This is a messenger RNA of Panonychus citri (citrus red mite), 3089 nucleotides long. Its product is annotated as EH domain-binding protein 1-like. Gene Ontology annotation, molecular function: protein binding. The record is from RefSeq and is a predicted model, not a curated record. Bases 201 to 2393 code for a protein of 730 amino acids. NCBI's taxonomy places the organism in Eukaryota, Metazoa, Arthropoda, Arachnida, Trombidiformes, Tetranychidae. The transcript is spliced from 9 exons.
UCGAUGUGAUCAGUUAACUGUUAAUCCAUUUGAAAAAAUGUUUAAUUUUACUUAAUUGUUAAUAAUAAAUUCGAUUCACCAUAGAUACAAGUUUCCAUUUGAAUGAAAAUAUUAAGAUAAUCAAAUCAAAUUGAUUAAAGUGAUUUAAAUGUUACCAAGGAAAAAAUUGACAAUCGAUUAUUGAACUGAGAACGAGAAACAUGAGAGAAAAUAAAAUGAACUCAGACUUUCACCGAGAGGAAACACCAGCAUCAGAAGAUUUACUUUCAUGGUGUAAAAAGAUAACCAAUGAAAUUUAUGGAUUAGACGUUAACGAUUUAACAACAUCAUGGAAAAAUGGAAUGGCCUUUUGUGCCCUAAUUCACCAUUUUCGUCCUGACCUGAUUGACUAUUAUAAGCUUAACCCAGAAGAGAGUAAAGUUAAUUUUAAAUGUGCUUUUGAUGCCAUUAGAAAACUGGGAAUUCCAAGUAUCAUGAGCUCAGGUGAUUUGAUGAUUCUCGAUGUUCCCGAUAAAUUAACCGUCAUGACAGUUUUACAUCAAAUUCGUGGUUAUUUUAAUAGAAAAGAAAGGAAAAGUAAAGGUCUUGAAUGGGAUUGUGAUGAUAUGUUUGACGAUUUUGACAGUGAUGAUGAAAAUAAUUCACUAUUUUCAAUUGCAUUAGACCAAAAAUUAGCUGAUUGGCCGAGUAAAAAAGUUGAUAAUCUUGAAUCAAUAAUGUCUUAUGCGAGUCCAUUUCUAUUGGAUACCGAUUAUAAUGUUAAUCCAAAUAAUCAACCGACAAAUUCCAAUUUACGAUCAACUAAAUUAUCGAAAUCAUCAUCAUCAACAUCCAAGCCAACAAUCAAUUCCAAACCAGGUGAACAGUUCAAUGGACUCAAUUUACCUGGUUCAAAUGAAAGAGGAAAAGAAAGUGUACUCUCACAAUCGUUACGGUCGGUAGACUUUAAUUCACAACCAUUAGAAUCAUCAUCAUCAUCUUCAUCAGUAAUAACAACAUGCACCCAAUCAACAAAUACUCAACAAUCAAGUAAAACUGUCCAGAAAGAAAAGAAACCCUUAAUGACCCGUAAACAAUUAAUGGAUCCAUUUGAUUCUGAUAGUGAUGAAGAUAAAACACCAAAAGGAAAAAUUUCUCAAAGGAGGGCAUCAACUUCCCAGGUUCCCACCAAUGGUUCAACCAUCACCGAUAUCUUGGAUCUCGCCACAGCGGAAGAUUCUGACCCGCUCAUAGGAAUGAAUUUAUCCUCACCCACCUCACCCGAUUCUAAUCCGUCCUCAGCAACAACCUCAUCUUCAUCAACGACACCAUCAAUGUCUACUUCAUCUUCAUCAUAUUCAAACAAUCUAACCGAUAACAUAUCAAUUUCCUGUAAUCAACCACCACAAACUCAAACACAACCCCAAUCCAAACCAUUACCACCACAAUCACAACCAAUUAUCAAGCCCACAAUUAUUGAACUUGCUCCCGGUCUAUUGGAUGUCUCACCCAAAAAGGUCUCACCCUUUCAACGUGCUCGAACAGCGCCUGCAUAUCGUUCCCUGCGACUUGACACUAGUCGAAAAAUCACAAGUCCUGAUCGACGAGAUAAACUUCACGAAAAGGCUCGACAGUUAAUCGAGGAAACCAGAAAGAAAAAAAUGACUCUUGAAGUGACACCAACUAAUCUUAAUCCACUUCCAGAAGAUGAUCGUCGGCGACAAUUACGAGAAAAAGCUCGACAAAUGUUAUCCGAUCAAAUUAGUAAAAUGAUUAAGGAAAAAAGUCCAAUUGAACCUCGAAACAUGGAAGCAGCAAUUCGUGAUUUAACUCUACAAGAGUCUAGAAAAAUUUCAAUCCAAUCAACACCUACAAGAAUAUCAACAAUUAAAUCAUUCAACAAUAAUCCAAGUACUACAAAAAGUCCCAAAAAAUCAUACGUCGAUAUGGAACUAAUGAUUUUAGAAAAGGAACAAUCAAAAAUUGACAAAGAAUCAUCAAUAAUCGAGGAGAAAUUACGUCUAAUCAUGAAGAACGGUGCAAACUCUACCAUGGAAGAGGAAAGAUGCAUUCGAAAAUGGUUCAUAUUGGUCAAUAAGAAGAAUGAUAUUCUUCGUCGUCAGAUGAAAUUGAACAUUCUAGAGCAAGAAAAGGAUUUGGAAAGAUGCUACAAGAUCCUAAUAAAAAAGCUUCAACCUUUAAAUUCACUUGAAGAUUGGGAGAAAACUGAUGCUCAACGUGAGACGGAAAAGUUGUUACUCGAUAAGUUACUUCGAAUUGUCGAGAAGCGAAAUGAACUUGUCCAUCAUUUGGAUACCGAAGAGAAAGCGGAAGCUGAGGAUCAAAUGGUAAUGAAGGAAACUCAAGGGCCUCUUAACUUUACCGCUGCGGAAAAGCAAUGUAUCGUUUCUUGAAGACGAAUCAUCAUCAUCAUCAUCAUCUCUUUCUCUUCCUUUUUCAUCAAGAUGAUGAUGAAGAUGAUAAUCUGAAUGGAGACAAAAAAAAAUAAGAAAAUAACAAAAUUAAGAAGCUGAAACGAGGCACACACCCAAUCAAUAACAUCAUCAUCAUUAACAUCAUUAGACUAUCAUUAAUGUGGAUAAUAUUGGUUAAUGGAAGAUUAUUAUCAGGAUGAUGAUUAUUAUCACCAGGAUCGUCUUUAUCUUCAUCAUCUUGAUCAUCAUUUAUCUUCAAGCAAGUAACGAAAUGACCGAGAUGAAGGUGAAAUUUGAUCAAUUUUUUUUUGUUUGCUCAUUUGAAAAAGUUACGAAAACAACAACAACAAACAAUCAAUUAGUUGAAAUGGUCUAGAUAAUCAAUGGAUUUUAGCAUUUGUGAGUUUUUAUCAUGAAUUUCAGGGUAACAUUGAUUGGGAAGAUAAAUGAUGAAUGAUGAUGAUAAAUUCUUGUAAACACAAUUAUCAUGCAUUUGAUUAUUAUUUACACAAUACAAUUGAGUUAAAGGUGAAAACGAUUGUCACCUCAACCUUUUUACACAAUCGACCAUAGAUAUUUGUUUAUUAACUGAAUAUUUGGACGCUAUUAUUGUGAUUAUCGCCAUUGGACUAGCGUGAAAAUUGCUAAAGUAAACAAAAGUUUUUCUUUUCUUUA